AUGGCUCGAUCUAGAAAUGUGGGACUAUCAAGACCAAGAACACGGUCUAAUCUUAAAGAUGUCUCUCUAGCGACCAACAUAACAGGUGAUUCGAAAUCAGGAAAUGGUAAUGGUAAUAAAAAUAUAAUAAUGACUCCAACUAAACCUUUGAAAAGACCGUCAAAUGAUACAAAUUCUAUACAGAUUAGUUCAUCACCAAUCAAAAGAAUAAGGCUAUCACCAUCUCAUGCCAAUCAAUUCUCUUCACCAUUAAGAGCAAAGAAGUCAGUCGCAUUCUCAGAUGAUUUGAUUUCUGAUUUACCAAGUUCUCCGGAUAAACAGACCCCAAGAAAAUCAAUUUUAAAGACUUGCAAUCAAGAUAAAGAUUUAAAACAAAAUGAUCCAAAUAAUAUACACCUGUGGGAAAGAUCAAUUGACGGAGAAACUGAAGUUUACGGACCUUCUAAUGGUAAAUUCUGGAUUCAAGGUACGGUUGUUCAACUUCUGCCAAAUUCUCCUAAACUACAGGAUUUAAUAACUGGUUGUAUCAAGAAUUUAAAAGAUCGAGAUUUCACGAAAAGAUUUGAAGUAUAUGCUACAUUGAACAAUAUCUUCAAGACUAAUACAGUUGAUCAAUUGAAGAAACUAUUUAUUAAUGCAAACGUAUCCGAUGAAACUCAUUACAUUAUAGAAUUAAGUGCUAUAAUCAAAAAUGAUAUAACUAACAUUGAAUCAGAAUUAUUCCAAUCUGAGGUAGACAAGGAAAAUCUUAGAUCACCAUCAAAGAAUGACCCUUUCAGAAUAAGAGUACUAGUACAAGCUCUUAAAUUGAUCAAUAAUAUAUUGCUAGAACAAGAAUUGAAUAAUUUCAUGCCAAUUGAAGAUGCUAAAUGGUUCUACAUGCAUGCUAGUAGUAUGUUAUUAAAAUCAACUAUCUCAAAGGCAUUAAUUCUGCCAUAUUUAAUCAUCAUGAAAGAUUGUCGUUUCAGUAAUAAAAGAAAAAGAGCUAUACUAGAAUCAGAAAUACCAGAAACCAUGCUCAGGAGUUUAAUAAAUAUGAAAAGUUCUCCUAGUUCUUCUGUCAUCACUGAAAGAUUUCUUUGUUUCAGAAAUUUUGUGAUAUCGUUCCCAAACAUCAUGGCUAAAAAUAUUAACCAUUGGUUAGAUAUUCUAAUUAUGAACGUAUGCAGUCUUCCAAUGCCGUUCUUUAAUAAAUGCAUAGGUGUUGGUACUAAUUCCUUACUUGAAGUUGCAAAAGUGUUUCUUCUGAAUAUCUCUGUUCUGGAAGUACUUGAUCAGUUUCUUUCAUCCCAGAUAUCGACCAACACUAAAUCAUUAGUAUUUGACUCGUCAUUAGAAAUUGGUACUCCUUCAAAAGCAACCGGUAUAGAUUAUAUUCAAUCCAAACUUGAAAGUUUGAUAUAUGAUGGUCAUUAUAAAGUAGCUAUGGAUAUCUGGGUUGCCAUAACUAUAAUGUUAGGUGGUAAAAUCAACACAACGCCAUUUGAAAAAUGGAACAACUUAACUAGAUGGCUAAGAGUUCCUAAAGUCUGUUUUAACUCGGAAGAUACCUACGCAAUGGUUUUAUCUUUGAAUAGUUGGAGAGCUGUUAUAUAUAAUGUCUCAUUUAAAGAUUUUGAUAAUUUGAAGAAUGUUGUGGAACCAAUAUUGAGAUCCAACAUAUCUGUCGAAGAAAAGAAUCAAGCCAUCACCAAUUCACUCAAACCAAAAAUCAAACUAUUGACUCAUUUGUUCACAAGUUUGAAUGCAUAUGCUGCGCCUAAAGAAGUAAUCGAUGCUUUACAUAAUCUAUUCAUAUCCAUACUUUAUUCAUUCAUUAAUCCACUUAUUAUCAAACUUGCUACUCACAAAUAUUUACACAUUUAUUGGGAUAAAUUAAUACAACCAGUCAUGUUGAACUUCUAUUUCAAAAAGGGAGAAUCAACCCCAUAUAUGCAUGAAUUAGGAUUCAUGGUAUUGAGUCGUUUAAUCAAACCAUCAAUGCCAACUACCGAGAGUAACUUUAGCGAAGUUCGAUGUUUGUCGAAUGAACCUGUGAGUUUACUUGAAAUCAAUUCUGUACCACCAAGAUGGGUUCAUACUAAAUUUGAUAAAGUUUUGCAUAGUCUUGUCUUGAUAUUCCUGCUGAAACUCUUAAGUAUUGAGAAGAAGUCCAAUUUCUUUUAUUCGUUCUUAGGAAGUAUAAGACUUGUUACCAAAAAAGAAAUCAAAGAGUCGAAGCUUACUCUUGAUAUAAUUGAUAGCAUUCCUCUUGUGUUCACGCAAUUGUUAGGGGAAGAAAAGAACUUACCGUUCGAAUGGACACAUAAGACUUUAAUUCAAUUGCAUGACACUUUCCAACCUAAUACAUUGGCGGUUCAAAAGAAAGGAGCUAAAGGAAUUUAUGAUGAGGUUAUUUCAUUAGUGCCAAGCUUCACGGACAAUCAAAUAAGGACUAUAUUAAAUUUAAUCGUAUCUUCAUUAUCUGAUAAUAAGGAUUUACUGGUGGUGUUGGAUUUGUGUAAAUUCCAAGAAUCAAUUAAUAACAUCAAUAUCGAAGGGUUUUUACAAGAUUAUUUCAGUACCAAGGUGGUAACACUGAAACUUAAUGAAAUAGAGAUUUGUGGAAAAAUUUGUGAACAUUUGCCCUCUGGAUUUGAAGCUUUUAUCAAAAAGGUCGUUCAAGGGGUGGUUGCUUUAACAAAUUCAGACGAUAUGAAGAAAGCAUUAAACCACUUGAGUUUAUCCCGAUGGAAAAUUGAAAACUAUAAAUUUUUUCUUCGAUUGAUGCAAAAUGCUCCUAAUUGGUGCAUUCAAAAUUUUGUUCUUGAAUCUAUUAGAGACAAAUUUGAAGAUACUAAUAGAUUUGUGGAUUUAUUUAAGUUCUUAGUAGAGGAUAAAUUUCAUAGUCAGUUAACUUGUUUGCAUGAUGAUAUUAUUCAGAAGGGAACUAAAUUGGAAGGGUUCUUAUUAUUUAGUUACCGUGACGCUAUGUUAAAAUACUUGCUGGAUAUUCUGGUCAAUCCAACUCUGUUUGAGGAAUUGGAUACUAUCUUAGCUUCUACACAUACAGCUCUUCUGAUCAAUAUUGAAGUAUUUAUCAAAGAGAAGAUUGAGCAUCUUCCGCAAGUGAGAAAAUGCUUAGGUUUACCAGAAGAAGCUAACAAAGAUCCAGCUGAGCCACCUGCUGUAGAAACAGAUGAGACGUUAGUGGAUAAUAAAAAGGAUAAUCCAUCCAAUAACAAAUCGGCCUUAGAGCUAGUUAAUCUCACCCCAUUAGAUGAAUCUAGUGAAGAAACUGGUAAAUCGACUUCCUACGAUACGAAAGGCAAUAAAGCUAACAAGCCUUCAGAAGUUUCUGAGGAGAAACGUUCUAUCAAUCCGUUUGAUAUUCAUUCAUUUACAGCAAUGUUAAACUCGAAGCUCGUAGAACCACCAUCUAAGAAGAAAGGAAGAAGGAAGAGGAAAAAUGCUAAGAAAUCUAUUGCUACCGAGCUGGAAGCUUCUCAACCCACCAGUGAAAUACAAGUGGUUUCAUCACUUGAAAUUAAUGACGAAGUAUGUGAAUCUGAGAACGAUACCUUCUCUCAAAGUACAUUCAAUGAAUCCGAUAUUAUAGAAGAUGAUAGUAUUUCCAGUGGUAUGACCGAAAAGGAGGCCCCAUUGAGUAUGCAAGUUGAUUCAGAAUCUGAUAUAGUUCCAGAAGAAAUAGAGGCAGAAGAAGUACAAGUACAAGUCGAAUUGCAUCAGGAAAAUGAAACCAAUGACGAAGAAUUGAAAGAAAAUACAAUUUCUACGGAGACCGAUUAUCCAAGUGCUAAAGACUCGCAAUUGCAUACUUUCCAAUCUCAAAAUUUCAAAGCUCAUUCAACGGCUGUUGAAGAACAUGAAAUAGUAACUCCAGAAAACCCCGAAACCUCACAAGAGAGUGAUUCUGUAUCUUCAAAUAAUUCUUCCCUUUCAUUUAGAGAAAAUUUGCCUACCAGCACGCAAGUUGUCGCUACCAAUGAUAUACAAGAGUCUAUUGAACUUAUAGAAGCAAAUGAAAGCUUAGCUAGUGCAAUUGAAGAAGUCGCUGAGAUAAACAAAGUGGAAAUACCAUCUUACAGUAGCUCUGAACAAGAAGAGAGAACUUCUCCUCAAGUUAUUGAUAUAGUCGAGGAUGUGCAUGAAGAUACAAAUACUGAAGCACAAGAAGAAGUCCAAACUGAGGUACAUGAUGAUGUACCUGUAAUACCAAAAUCAAUUGAUUUAGAGAGUUCCUUGGAUUACUUAAUGAAUAUUGAGGAAUCCGAAAUGAAGAAUUUAAGCUCUAAAGCCAGAUUUGACAUGGAGACUAAACUUUUACAGUUUAUGUUAAGAUUACGAAAUAUAACAGCUGAUCCAGAAUCUUAA
This is a messenger RNA of Scheffersomyces coipomensis, 4374 nucleotides long. RefSeq names its product DNA-binding protein. The transcript has 2 exons. Bases 1 to 4374 code for a protein of 1457 amino acids. The record is from RefSeq and is a predicted model, not a curated record. Lineage: Eukaryota; Fungi; Ascomycota; Pichiomycetes; Serinales; Debaryomycetaceae.